Molecule: messenger RNA, 2676 nt
Organism: Coregonus sp. 'balchen'
Lineage: Eukaryota; Metazoa; Chordata; Actinopteri; Salmoniformes; Salmonidae
Source: the annotation of a GenBank genome assembly
AUGGAAAGCAGAAAAGAGAUGGUGAUGCUCGCGGAGGGAGGCCAACUUGGCACGGCAGUGGGCAAGACGGGCUCUAAUUUGUCGGAAGCAGUUGGAAGCCCCGCGCGAGAAUCACAAGGAAAAACGGUCCACAGGAACUACACGAGCACCGGUUCUGCGCCCUACUCGCGAGACAGAGCGGACGAUGAGGUGGAGGGCGCACGGGGACCCGUGUGCGCCGAUAUAAGGCCGGUUGGCAUGUCCUCUUCUACGGAGAGACACCGAAUAGAUCACACCAGCAAAGAAGCUAGCAGCUCGGACACAGAGUCAGACUUCUAUGAGGAAAUUGAUGUGAGCUGCACGCCAGAAAGCAUGGACUACCCCAACGGGAAAGGUAAUGCACGAAACGGCAUGGCACUCUUUAUUUCGUUUUCUUCAACACGUUGCAUGGAUGUGAUUUUAAAGUUUGGACAAUGUAAACGAUUGAAUUUAAUAGAUGUGACAAAGUAAACAUAGCCUUCAAUCGAUUGCUAGUAGCCUAUUUCUGUGCAUGCAGCAACCAGAAUGAACAAGUCAAUUAUGGGGUAACAUAUACAAGACAUUCCAUACGAUUGUAUUAUGGAAAGUGGGUGACAACGACUUACUGAACGUAAUUGUUAUGUUUUUAUAACAACGUUCAUUUGGAAUGAAUAUCACAUGAAUGAAUGAAUUUCACUAUAGCUUAACUCUUGGAUUGUUACAUCCACACCCAUGAGAGAUCUCAUCUUAGGGUUACACCCCCUUAGCUAGGGUUUUAACCACAGUGUCACGUUUUAAACGAGUAACCCCGGAGCCAGACACCCUGUAGCAAAUUAACCAAUUUGCACGAACUAGGCUACUAGUAGAGAUUUUAAGUACUAAACAAACCACAAAUAAAAAUGAUAGACCUAAAAACAAAAAGACCUUUUAUAUUAAUUCGUUGGUAGACUGAUUGGAUUUGUUUGGGAACCAAACCCUUGGAGAACUGACAACAAACUGUUCAUGUCUUUAUGGAAAAUAGGCUCCAAAUGAAUUGUCUAAUGCUUAUUAUCAUAUGUAUUUUUAGGACCUGUUUUCAAAUUAAUGGGAAAAAUUAGCCUACAUGUUGAACGAAUGAUUAUACAUAGGCCUAUGCUAUUCUCUUCACAGUUAUUUCAUGAAAAUAUUAUACUGAUAUCAGGUAAAAUUUGGUUCGGCAUAAAAUAUAAUUAUCACAAUGAUUAAUUAAUAUAAUUGUCCCUUCUGCAGGUAUGGUAUUCAUUUAUAUGGAUUGUUUAGUUUACUGUAUAUAGGCCUAAUUUAGGAUUAGAUGCAUUUUGGCUAGUUAUGGUCCUAUGCUUUUGUCAACCUCAAUCAAACGAAAAAUACAGGCUGCAGUGACAAUUAUACAAAAACUAAAAUAAUAAAAUAAACCACUGUACAACACACUGUACAAUUGUAGGAUACUAUUGUAUCAUCAAAUGUAUCUUUACUUUAGGCUAUUCGAUAACAAACAAUCAGAUUUAUGUUUUCAAACCAUUCCAGGUCGAAACGGUGAUUCCCCCAGCCACCCGAGUGACAGCGGCAUGGAUCCCGGUAAGAUGGGUUUGGGCCAGGGAUCGCUGUCCUACGGGGCCGACGCGAUGCGACGGUACCGGACAGCCUUCACGCGUGAGCAAAUCGGCCGGUUGGAGAAGGAAUUCUACCGGGAGAAUUACGUGUCCAGGCCAAGGAGAUGCGAACUGGCGGCUUCACUAAAUUUACCAGAAACCACAAUCAAGGUGAGAUUAGGGCCUAUAAUAACAACAACGAUAUUUCAACAACAUAAUACCACUUCUCGACUACAUCUAAACCUACAUUAUUGCCCAUAGAACAUAUUGGUCAUAUAAAGGACAUAGCUUAAUUGCGAAUCUAAAAAGAAAACAAUGUGAGUUCGCUUGAAAUCAUAUCAGACAAAUUGAGGCCUAGGCUAUGGACUAUAUUUAUGUGGGUUUUCAAAACAAUACAGUAAAUGCAGCUGCAGGCAACAUUUACCAAAAUGAAACGGUGAUUAAUUUUGUUAAUGAUUAAACCGGAAACAUUUAAGGGUCGAGCUUAAGUAUUGACUGAUGAAUUUGGAUUUGCAUAUGGUAAUUGGUCUGGCCACUGCUCGCCAACUGUAAGGCCAUUUGGAACCAUUUGGAAUCCCUUGUUUGUCUCGUCACAGACUGAUGAAGGUUAAUAUUUUACCCCGCCUGUCUGUAUGUCUGUGUUCCAUAGGUGUGGUUCCAGAACCGCCGGAUGAAGGACAAGCGGCAGCGUCUGGCCAUGACGUGGCCUCACCCUGCCGACCCCGCCUUCUACACCUACAUGAUGAGUCACGCAGCCGCUACCGGGAACCUCGGUUACCCCUUCCCGUCCCACCUACCAUUACCGUAUUACUCCCACCUUGGGGUCGGAGCCGGUUCCGCCUCCUCCGCCACCCCGUUCUCCAACCCCCUCAGGUCCCUCGACAGUUUCCGGAUGUUGUCUCACCCCUACCAGAGACCCGAGCUUCUGUGUUCGUUCAGGCACCCGUCCCUGUACCCCAGCCCGGCCCACGGCCUCGGUCCCGGGGGGAAGCCCCUGCUCCUGCCUCGCCUGUCACUCCGCUCAAUCAAACGGCCUUCCACAGAGGCCUACCGGGUCAGACUUCCCGUGCUCCCCAACGAGCAGGACUGA